AUGCCGCGCUCAUUCCUGGUGAAAAACAAGCGCUCCUCUUCCUACAACGUCCACAGGAGCCAGGAGGAGCCGGAGGAGCCGGAGGAGCUGGAGGAGCCGGAGGCCUCCACGCGCGUUCCAUCGCAGGCCUCAUCAGACAGGCCUGGCUCAGAGGGGGGGCCUCCCCCUGCAGACCCCUGCUCACCUGAGCAUGGACUAGAGGGGGCGGGGCUUCAGUGUCCCCUACCUGUCCACCCAGAGACAACCAAACCACCUGUGGUCCCCACACAGCCAUACUACCUGUCCGAGCCUCACGUGGCCGAGUAUCCACCUUACUACAAGCCGACGUACGCCUGGGAGCCGCUGCCUUCCUCCUACGACCUCCGUCAGCUGAGCUUCAGCCCCACGGUGCUGCAGCACGCCAGCAGUCUGUACGGCCCCCACAUCAGCCGCAGCCCCCCGCUGGAGCAGCCUCUGGACUGCAGCACGCACUACUCCCCCACCUCCAACACCUACCACUGCAUCACCUGCGACAAGGUGUUCUCGACGCCCCACGGGCUGGAGGUCCACGUCAGGAGGUCCCACAGCGGGAUGAGACCGUUCGGCUGCAGCAUCUGCAGGAAAACCUUCGGCCACGCGGUCAGCCUGGAGCAGCACAUGAACGUCCACUCUCAGGAAAAGAGCUUUGAGUGCAAAAUGUGUGGGAAAACGUUCAAGCGCUCCUCGACGCUCUCCACGCACCUCCUCAUCCACUCCGACACGAGGCCGUACCCCUGUCAGUACUGCGGGAAACGGUUCCACCAGAAGUCGGACAUGAAGAAGCACACGUACAUUCACACGGGGGAAAAACCUCACAAAUGCCAAGUUUGCGGGAAAGCGUUCAGCCAAAGCUCCAACCUGAUCACCCACAGCAGGAAGCACACGGGCUUCAAACCGUUUGGGUGCGAUAUUUGCUCAAAGGGCUUCCAGCGAAAGGUGGAUCUCCGCCGGCACCACGAGAGUCAGCACGGCAUGAAGUGA
Molecule: messenger RNA, 999 nt
Organism: Nematolebias whitei (Rio pearlfish)
Lineage: Eukaryota; Metazoa; Chordata; Actinopteri; Cyprinodontiformes; Rivulidae
Gene: gfi1b
Product: growth factor independent 1B transcription repressor
Exons: 6
Coding region: 1-999 (332 amino acids)
Biological process (GO): regulation of transcription by RNA polymerase II
Molecular function (GO): DNA-binding transcription factor activity; RNA polymerase II cis-regulatory region sequence-specific DNA binding
Source: RefSeq, a predicted model, not a curated record